Mustela erminea (ermine) is the source of this 1435-nucleotide messenger RNA. RefSeq names its product receptor accessory protein 6 (gene REEP6). NCBI's taxonomy places the organism in Eukaryota, Metazoa, Chordata, Mammalia, Carnivora, Mustelidae. Bases 92 to 1405 code for a protein of 437 amino acids. The record is from RefSeq and is a predicted model, not a curated record. The transcript is spliced from 6 exons.
UCGCGCCUGGGGAAGGCGGCACGCGCGCUGCGGGGCCGGUGCGCGGGGCAGCGGUCGAGCUCGGGCUGCCAGCCCCGGGCCCGCCGGUGCCAUGGACGGCCUGCGGCAGCGCUUCGAGCGCCUUCUGGAACAGAGGAACUUGGCCACCGAAGCGCUAGGGGCUCUCGAAGCCAAGACAGGUGUCGACAAGCGGUACUUGGCCGCGGGCCCGUCAGUGCUUCCGCCUCUUCCAGGAAGCCCCCCUGGAAUGGGCCACAGGGACACUUUGUCCAGACCUGACAGGGGGCUUGGGAGCCGCCACUCUCCUAAGCCUGUAUCUUCUCUUCGGCUUCGGGGCGUCUCUACUGUGCAAUGUAAUCGGCUUUGUGUACCCAGCAUAUGCUUCAAUCAAAGCAAUCGAGAGCCCAAGCAAAGACGACGACACUGUGUGGCUCACCUACUGGGUGGUGUACGGCCUGUUCGGGCUGGCCGAGUUCUUCAGCGAUCUACUCCUGUCCUGGUUCCCUUUCUACUACGCGGGCAAGUGCGCCUUCCUGUUGUUCUGCAUGAUUCCCGGGCCUUGGAACGGGGCGCACAUGCUGUAUCAUCGCGCCAUUCGUCCGCUCUUUCUAAAGCAUCACGAGGCCGUGGACAGCGUCGUGAGAGAGUUCAGCGGGCGAGCUCUGGACGUGGCAGCGGGAAUAACCCGGGACGCCAAAGCAAGCGCGAGUCCGCUCCAGAAGGACAAGUGAAGGCCUCGCCUAGCGCGUCCGCACAGCUGCCGGCUGGCGAGCUGGGGGGCACACGCCAGCCCAAGUCGUCCACGGAUUCCUCGGCGCACUCCCGGGUAGGGCCGUCCACCAGCCCCUCGUCCGGGAGCAAGCCGGCCCCCUCACGCACCACCUUCGGCCGGUCCCCGCGGCGCUCCCCGGCCAGCGCCUCCCGGCUGCCUGGCAAGUCCCGGGGCCAGCCGCGGUCACGGGCCGGCUCCUCCAGCCAACGACCCCGGGCUGCCAGCCAGCAGCAGCCCCGGCCACCUGUCACCUCCUCGGGCCACCCCCAGACGGCCCCUGAGGCCUCAGGCUCCACCGUGCUGCGCCCCAGCCCCUCCUCCAGCCAGGCCCCCGCCGCUGUGCAGUCCCCCAGCGGCGCCACCGUCCCCACACAGCCGCCCACCAAAACCUCAGAUGGGCCCGGGGACCCGGCCCCCGAGACCUCCCAGUCCGGCGGACAGCAGGAGAAGGAGCCCUCGGCGCAGUCCAACGGCAGCAGCUCGGACACCGAGCUGCCCGUCUCCGGCCCAUCCGAGUCCUCUCUGGAGCCCACCUCCGAGUCCAGCACGGAGGUCACCUGCCACUGGACCCACCCCGGACCCCCGCUGCGGUGCCUGCAACACUGCUGGCGGCUGAGACACCUCGCCUGCUAGCGAGGGCUCAAUAAAGCUCCCCGGACCGAC